UCUCUCUCUCUCUCUCUUGUGCGUUUUUCUCAACACUCUCACUCUAGUAAUUGUUGAACCCCUUUUGUAUCCCUUCUUAUUUUCUCCUUUAUUAUAGCUAUCUCGUUGGUUAUGUUGUAGUUACGCGCACACACACACACUCUCUCGUUUCAGCUGCAAAUUUUUCUAAAAUUUUGGGUGUGAGUUGCAGCAGGGAUUUGGGCUGCCGAACCUCCAAUUUAACACUUCUUUUUUCCCCCUUUCCCAACUGGAGUAUUUGAGGGGGUUUUUGAAAACAAAAAAAAAAAAAAAAGGAUUGGGUAUGCAGUUUCUUUAAGCUCAUCAGUCUAUAGUUUUUGGAAUUUCUUUUGUCUUCUGGGAGUUUGGGUUUAGGGUUUUACUAUGCUUAGAAUUGCAGUAGUAGCAGUCGCAGUAGCCCUCAACAGCCCCGGAACUAAACCCUCGUAGAGGGGUUUUAAACAACUUUCGAGGAAUUCACUCACUGCAACCCACCCACCUCCGCGGCGAAAUUCAGCAAUGUCUUCUUGUCUCAGCGGCGGCGGCCGGACGUACCGGCUCGACCUCGACAUCGUGAAAUCCUCCUCGGCCUUGUCGUCGGCGCCGGCGCGGUCUUCUGCUGCCUCUUCCUCUUCUUCUUCUUCUUCUUCCUCCGCUUCUUCUUCUGUUCUCUCCGACUCCUCCAACUCGCCGCUGCUCGCCAUCUCCAUCAAGAAGCCGCGGGCGCCGCGCAAGCGGCCCAACCAGACCUACAACGAGGCGGCCGCCCUGCUGUCCACCGCCUACCCGACCGUCUUCCUCCCCUCCAAAGCCCUCUCCAAGCAGCCCAAGCCCCUCCUCCUUUCUCACUCCUCCUCCUCCAAAUUCCCCGACCCCUCCGCCGACCUCCUCCCCGCAUUCCCCGUCCUCAGCAGCGACGCCGCCGCCUUCCUCAUCCGCCGCCCCGCCGACCAGAAGCCCCUCCAGCCCGACGCCGCCGAGCAGCAGCCUACUCUGUCGUCCCCGACCAGCGCGGUCACCGCCGAGUUUAGGGACGGCGGCUGCAAUUCGCCUGCUCUGAGUCCCGCCGUGAGCAAUGAAUUCCGGGACCCGCCCGAUUCUCCGGCCUUCUCCAACGACGACUUCGACACGGAGUCCAUUCUCGACGAGGAGGCGGCGGAGCAAGGCAUCGACGCCAUAAUGGGCAACCUUAGUAUGAGCGCAAGCGCCAAUGGUAAUGAGAAUGAGAAUGAGAACGAGAACGAGAAUGAGAAUUCUCACUCCAUCCCCAGCUGCGGCAUCAAUCCCUACAUAAAGAGCCUCAUGGGAUUCGGAUUGGGCAGUAAGUUUGAGCUCGGUCUCGGGUUCACCUACGGGCGGAGCAUUCACCGCGCGCUGAGGCAGAGAGACGGCGGCUAUCGGUGGAGCUCUCCGACGGUGCCUGUGAAGGACAUAUGCUCCAAAUUUAAGGCCCCGACGUCCUCUUCGUCGGCGCCGCCGCCGGAGGUCAAGAAGAGUAAGAAGAAAUCAAAGAAGGUAGAGAAAAAGCUGCUGGUGGAUACAGACAGCCCUGCAGCAGCAGCAGCAGCAGCAGCACACCCCGCCGCCACCGCAGAUGCGGAACAAGCAGAGGUAGGGAGCAAAAGAGUUGCUUUGGGCCUCAAACUGAAUCAUGAUGAGGUCCUCAAGGCGUGGUCCGACCGCGGGUCGAUGUUCUCUUCCGACGGCCCCGACUCCCCGAAUUCCUCGGCCGAAGCUCUCGCUAAGUUAGCCGAUAUUGAUCUGGUCCCGGAGAAUGGGGCGGCGAGCGUGCUGAGGGAGGCGAGCGUGAUGAGGUACAAGGAGAAGAGGAGGAGCAGGCUCUUCGCGAAGAAGAUCCGGUACCAGGUCCGCAAGGUGAACGCCGACUGCCGCCCUCGGAUGAAGGCAAGUGGCAGGUUUGUUAGGAGGCCAUCCCUUCUCCAACAAGCCAUGGAGGAAGAAAGCUAAUGAGGGAAAUUUUUUUUUUUUUUUUUUUUUUUUUUUUGAAGAAUACUUUUUCCAAGGGGUUGGUUUAAGAGUUCUUUUCUUUUUAUUUCUUUGGAAUUUUAGUAUGAAAGGAUUAGAGAGAGAGAGAGAGAGAGAGAGAGAGAGAGAGAAAUUAGUUUUUUUUUGGUGCUAAAGGGAGGCAACAUCUUAAUUUAAUAAAUUAAUUAAUGCUUUGAUAAAUAUUCUUGGCAUUUUCUCCUCUUGUUUA
Molecule: messenger RNA, 2212 nt
Organism: Ananas comosus (pineapple)
Lineage: Eukaryota; Viridiplantae; Streptophyta; Magnoliopsida; Poales; Bromeliaceae
Product: protein CHLOROPLAST IMPORT APPARATUS 2-like
Exons: 4
Coding region: 517-1965 (482 amino acids)
Biological process (GO): regulation of DNA-templated transcription
Cellular component (GO): nucleus
Molecular function (GO): protein binding
Source: RefSeq, a predicted model, not a curated record